Messenger RNA from Cinara cedri, 6450 nucleotides. The record is from the annotation of a GenBank genome assembly. Lineage: Eukaryota; Metazoa; Arthropoda; Insecta; Hemiptera; Aphididae.
AUGAGCGGCGCCGGUGCCGGCGGCAGCGGCGGCGGCGGCAGUGCUUUCAUCAAAGUGCCCGAGGUCCGCGUGAGUUUGGCCCUCAACGAUCAGCCGAUCACGGCCACCACGCUGCUGUCGUCCAGCAAAUCGCGUACGCCGUACAACGGCCACAGGGACGGCGCGGGUUGCGGCGGCGGCACCGUGGUGCUACUCUCGCCCGGCGUGGUCGGCGCCGCGCCCCGGCGCAGACAUUCUUGGAUAUGCGGGUAAGCCGGUUCCCGCUUACCGAUAAGCGCCACACGGCGUUCACGCGCAUCCCGUGCGGCCCGUACUCUCUAUAACAGUAGCCCCUACCCUUCAGCCAUCGUCUCCGUUUUCAACUCCGCGACCCAAUAUUCGAUAAAAAAUAGUCAGGCCAGACAUUAUCUAUACACCCAUUUCCAUGUUUUUGUUAAAUCGAAAUAACUGGUUUAUUUAAAAAUGUCUAUCAUCGUGCAAUUUUAGAACGUAUUUUAAGAAUUUACGACAUUUUUUAGGACACACGCAACUCAACGAAUCGAGAAUCAAACAAUAUUUUUUCAAAAUGUAUAAACGGGCAGCUGAUAUUCGUGUUAUUUUACAUGUUUUAUAUUAUUUGGUAAAAAAUAUAGUCAUACCAAAAUGUGUUUCGUGGCUUAUCGGUUUUAUGUACACGAUUUCCUGUAUUUUCGGUGUUUGGAUAUUUGGUAGAUUUUUGAGAAAUUUUCAACUUGAUUUUUAUCGUUUUUAUGGUUUCUUUUAGAGCUUUUUUUCAACAAGGACAUAUUUUGGUAGUUUUAGUGUUUUUGUUCAUAGAUUUUUUAGGAAAGAUAUUAAUAAUAUUCUAUACAUACUUAUUAUAAUAAAAUAUGCUAAAAACAGUAAAUUAUUAAAAAAAAAAAACCUUUUUACUGGUUAACUGUAUUAGUAUCAGUGCGACGGGGAAACAAUUCGAAGACAGGCGUAUUCAGAAAAAUGUCUGUUAAGUUUUUGUAAAGUUUUACUGGCUGCCUUAAUUUUUCCUUUAGAAACCCUGAUGCUGCUCCUGGCUCCAACCCCUCCCCCCUUCGAUUAGGAUCCGCGUAUUUAUUUAUUAUUAACAAAAUUAUUAAUUAAAUUAAUUAUUUAUCAUUAACAAAAUUAAAAUUUUAUACAUAUUAUGUAAAGAUUUUGUGUUUUAUGGUUUCUUGAGUUUUAAGUAUAAUUUUACUCGGAAAAUAUUUCAGCUUUUCGGUUUUCUUUUUUCUACAACUACUGUAGUGCAAAAAACUAAAUUCUUGGUUAAAAGUUUUCGUAUCUAUUUUAGAAACUUCUAUUUUGCAGGCUCACGUAAUAUAAAAUAUAAACUAAAACAAGUAAAAUUUACAUGUACCUUACCUUACCUUACCCGAAAAAGAUAAAAUAUAAAAGUAAAACGAUUUUCUUUUAUUAAGUUCAGGUUAGGUUAUAUACGUCUGCCCUAUCCGACCUAACCUAACCUAACCUACUUAUGAAUUUGAUUUUCGUUUUUAAUAAAUUAAACGUUCUCACGUGUUUAUAUUAUGCGAUUAAAAUAAAAUUGAAAUUUAAUAUCUUCUUAUUUUGCAACGUCUUGAUGAAGGCGUUUUUAUUACAUUAUUAAAAUAUUAUAAUAUCAUUCUAGUUCAUUUUUACAUAUAUUUAACACAUAUAUUAUACAAUUAUUUUGAUUUAUUAAACGACGAUAUUCGAGUAAUAUCAUUUUUUUCAGAGUGAUUGCAAUCGACAUGUACAAGAACAAAAAUUAAUUAAUUUUCUUGAAGAUGACGUUUUUCCGCAACUACUGUCUACUGCCUCAGUUAUUGAAUUGAGGUAGUUGUACCGGGUAACAUGCAAAAACAAUGCUUACGCAGAAUAAAUAAAACUAGUUUAAUUUUGAUUUUAGAAUAAAUGAACUGAUUAUGAAAUUUUUAGAGAAUAAUAUUUUAAAGGGAAUGUCAUAAGGUUUUUGUAUUGUUCAAAAUAUACAACUUGAUAUAAAAGAUACAAAAACCUAUUUUUUCAUUUUUAAAUAACUGUAACUUUUUUAAUAGUUUAUAAUUCAAAAAAACUCCUAUGACAUUCCCUCCAAUUUUUUUUCCUCCGUUCUUUAUAAAUUUCAUAAUAGAUACUUUUACUCAGAAAUUAAAAUUAACCUAGUUAUAUUUAUUCUGCAUAAAUAUUGUUUUCAAACGUUAAUCAGUAGUUGGACUGCGACAGUAGAUACGAGUAUAACGUUCUCUUAAUUUAACAAUCUAUGUAUUUUUAUGUAUCUUUGGUGCAGAGGAAAAAGAGCUUAAGUAAAUUGUGUAUAGUUUUCAGAUCAAAUUUUAAACAUUGCUAAAUUGCAUUAUGAUGACAUUGAUCAUAGCUAAAUGACUAAAUAACAGAACGUCCUGUCCUAAAUAGAGGAGUUCUAAAAGGCAUAAUUCGUAUAAAUUAUAGUAUAACUUAUGCUUUUUUUUAAAUCAACAGUGCAUCGUAUAGUGACAUAACAUAAUAUUACAGUUUUUAGUUUUCUAUCACAAGUUAGAAUAUAAAAACAUGCUAUUCAGACCAAUAAAUAAAGGAAAUUCGCAAGACAAAAAAAAAAAUCACUUUAGCCGGUUUUCCCAGAGACCGAAGAUAAUAAUACCAAUAUUAUUUUAAUAUCGGUAUAAAUAAUAAACGAGUGCGUAAUAAAGAUAAAAAAAAAAUAUUAUUUUUAUACAGUUAUUGCGUGUUUACGUUUGCCGAGUAGGUAAACAUUUUAUAUUACGAGAAAUCAUAAAAUAAAUAAUAAUAUGUUUUAUCACCCGGCUAUACGGGGUGAUUCUUUUACAUGAUAUUCAAAAAUGUUCUCAUUGAAUUUUAAGAUAACAACAAAAAUUGAUUUCUGCUUUUUUUCUAUUAAUUUUAAGUAAUUAAUUCAUGAAAUGAGUUCCGUUCAACGAUAUUUUCAAAUGUCCACCCUUACUACUUGUUAUUCGUAUUAUGCAUCACAUGAAUAGAUAUUAAUUUUGGUUUUUGAACGACAACCCCUCCCCCCUUCUAGUUUUCAACACAUAUUGGAAAGAAUGCAUUCAUUGAAAUUAAUCCCUUUUUAUAGAUAUCGUAUAAUUAUUAAUUAUUUAUAUGAUGAGUACAUAUAUCCAUUCAUUAUUUUAUGUCGGGAAAUGAAUUCAAUAUUUAUAGAAUUCUGAAAAAAUAAAAAUUAUUUUUUUUGCAACUAUUGAGGGUGAUUAUAACAUUUUAGAUUUUAGAAAACUCGAAAAAAACGUGGAAAGAACGGAAAAAUGUAGGGUUUCGUAUUUCUAUUUUUACUUUUGUUGUAAUUCAGUUAAAAAUAUUUGAACAUUUAUUUUUAAACACAUUAAUUUUGAGAGUUUUUUCCGUACCAAUCAAAAAUGAUUGAAAAUUUAACAGUAGGUUCAUUAUGAAGUUAUUCUUAGUGAAAACAAAUAGUUGAGUAUAAUGUAGUAUUUUUUUUUUUAUACGUGUUUUAAUAUCAAAUUUUGACGAAAAUCGUAAAAUCUACGACAUUCAAAACACGUAUAUUUGAACCUUACUCAAAAUCGUUUUUCUUUAGCAAUGGCUUAUAAUUCCUUAUAGAAAUAAGUUAAAUGACCUUAUCUUAUCUUUCCAACUUCCCACCUAACAGUGGCACACCCGUCUUCAGUAUAGGCUUCUUACAAUAUUCUUAAAAAGGAACAUUUUUUUUUUCUAUAAUGCAUUCCACAUUAAAAUAAAUGUGAAUAUUGGAUGCACUCAGUAUGAAAAUAACGAAUUAUGAAUGGAAAUGCAUUAUUUUAUCCACCUCGGCAAUGUACUCAAUUGCAAGAAAUGCAUUCCUUUUUAAAAGGAAUUUUCCAAACGGUAGAAAAAAUAAUGUCACGCGUAACAUUAAGAUUGUGAAUUCAAAUACCGUUUAUAAGUUAUAAUUAGGAUUCUAAACUUUCAUGAAACUUAUAUUUUUUAAAUAUUCCAUGAAUAUUACCGUGAAAUAUUUUAUUUUAGUGGGAAAUUCGUAAAAUUUGUUUUUAAAUUUGAAACUCUAUUAAAGUAACCACAACGAACAUCUACUUAAGACGUUACAGAACAGCUCGUAACAUUUUAGAUGUUAUUAACACCAAAUUGAAAAUAUUUGCAAUAUAAACAGUGUGUAGUCUUAAUAAAUAUUUUAAUCUAUGCAAAUUGUUGACGUUAUUUAUAUUUGUAUAUUGUAAUUACUGUACAAAGCCAGUUUGAACGUAAAGUAUAAUAUUCUCCAAAUAUUGUAUUAUAAUAUUUUAAAGCGACGUCACAUUUCGUCAAAUUUUAUACUACACAUCAAUUCUGUGUGAAAUUGUGUGGCAGAUCGAUCGGUGACACUGAAAAUUGUCAUCAAAAUCUUCUUUAAAUAUAAUCGUGCAGUUACCACGAGGGUCUUUACAAAUAUAUUGUGAAUUAUUAAUUUUUUUUUUUUGGUCUUCUGAAAAGUUGUAAUAUUUAAUUUAUACCCUUUUUCACGAACGCUAUCAGAUUAAAUAUUGUACCAGUUUCGGAUUCAUGAACCACGGACGGGUGACGACAGAGAAGAUAAUGGAUCAUGAUAAUAAAAAAUUCACCCCGUGUAUAAUAGUAUAGUCAUUGCAUUAUUUUUUAUAUGAGUAAUUUAAUAUAAUAAUAUAAAUGUGAAAAAAUAAUACUACUACCUAAUAAUAAUAAUAAUAUUAUAAAAACUACGAUGUAUCUAAUAAUACGUAAUAAUAUUAUAUUUUAUUUCGAAGAGUGAAAAUGUUUAGGGGGAAAAUAUGAUUGUUUUAUUUCUUUCACUUCUAUAAUAUAAUAAUAUUGCAUUAUUAUGUACCUCUAUACUUAUAUUUUUCGUUACGUCGUUGAUUUUUUUUUUUAUUAAUCGCAAUGAAAUGCACACGUUACAUAUAGAUAUCAUAUUGUUAUUAUUAUUAUAGUAAAGUAGGUCUAACACACACGCACAGUGCGCACACGCACACACGCACACACACACAUACACACACGCACAUGCACACACUGCAACAGUAGACGAGUUUUAGUCGGACGUUUAAGUCGAUAAAAAAACCAUCUUUUACUAGAUUUAGACGUUUAAGACGCGACGACGGCGGCCGCUUCGGAAAAAAAAAAAUAAAUAAAAAUAAUAAAAUAAAUAAAAGUCUUGUCGACUGCUGCCAUGACGGAUUCGAUCGAUAUAAUUAAUAAUAUUAUUAUUUUUAUCGCGAAAGAAGACGGGAUGCAAACUAAAACACAAUAAAGUAUACGGUAGAGUAAAAUACGCGAAAAACAUCGAUAUAAAAUUAUUAUUUUUGUUUUAGUUUCUGAACGCACCGAUAAAUGUAUUGGUUUUACUAUGUGUUUUUUUUCUUUGCGUCUGUAAAUAACUUUUCUACCAUAAAUAUUGUUCCAAUAAUCGACAGUUCAGCAUCUUUUCUAAAAGAAAAUGUUCUCUAGUUGGUGUAAUGUGAAGGUCAUUUUUUUUUUUUUGAUUUUCUUUGUACAUUUUUCUAAUAAUUGAAGGGGAAAAAACCGGGAAAAUGGUUUUUGUUCUGAUUCGUUUGAAAAGAUAACUAACUAUAUUACCGUAGAGACCUGAAAUGUUUACAGAAAUAUUAUAUUAGCCCUUUCUAGAUUUGAUAAAACGUGAAAGGUACUCGUAUUUGAAAGUGUCGAGAUUUUAUUUGGUUUUACGCUAAUCAAAUUAAUUUGGCCAAGCAGUAUUAAUGCUUGAAAUUUUAACACGAAGUUCAUCAUAAAGUUGUACUUGUUGGAAAACGAAAAUAAAAUGAUCAGAUAUUAACGAUUAUUUCCUUAUUGGAAAGAUGAUGUGUUUUGAAUUCAAAUUUUGACGAAAAUCGUUUUUAGUAUAUUUCUUUAUGUCAUUCAUGAAAAGUUUGCAUAUUGUAAGAUACGAUGAAUUGUGAACGAUUCGAAACAUUUUUAUAAUAAUUAAAGAUAUAUGUCUCGAGGAAAAAUUCACUGAUAAGUAGAUUUUUAUUUCUGUUAAGUGAACAAUAAAAAGCUAACUUCUGUUUCGUUUAGAAUCAUAUUUUGAAAAUGAUUUUUGCUACGUUCUAAAUAAACGAGUCUAUUUCAAGACAAUAUCACCAUAAUAUAGAAAAACACUGUCUCACUUUUCGAUAUUUCAAUACUAUACUUAACCUAGUAAAAUUAAUAAUUUCUUUGAUUCAUAAUUUGUUAUUUGAUUUUGUUUCAGGUAAGUUUAAUAUUUUGACAAGUUUACUUUGUAAUACAAAGAACGUUACAAUAGCAUGCGUUUAGUAAGUAUUUUACUAUUGUACAAACAUUUUAAUGCAUAAAAUAUGAUUUUUAAGUACCUUAUACCUAAUCGUUUUUAAAGUAUUAUAAUUUUAUCGUUGGAAUCGCGUUUAAAAUAAAAACUUCGUUACACAGAGUGUCUCUCGAAAGUAUACCCAUUGCCAUACCGAAGAUAAUAAACCC